AUGGCAGCUCCGCAGAGACUUCCAGGCUUCAGAGGGCGAGUCCUGCUUUGUUUUCUCCUGGGAACUCUGUGGGAGGCCAGGGGCGGGCAGAUCCGCUACUCAGGGCAGGAGGAGAUGGAGAAGGGCGCCUUCGUGGGUGACAUCGCCAAGGACCUGGGGCUGGAACCAUGGGAACUGUUGGAUCGAGGAGCCCGCAUUGUCUGCGGAGGUAAGAAGCAGCAUUUCGCUCUGAACGUCAGAACCGGCAGCUUAGUCACAGCAGACAGAAUAGACAGGGAGGGGCUGUGUGGGAGAGCGUCCGUGUGUACUCUAAAUAUAGAGAUUCUGCUAGAGGACAAAGUGAAAAUUUAUGGAGUAGAAGUGGAAAUGACUGGUGUAAAUGAUAACAUCCCCAGCUUUGGGACAGAAGAAAGAGAAAUCAAAAUCAGCGAAAGUGCAGUGCCAGGAACUAGAUAUUCCCUUCCAGAAGCCUUUAAUCUAGACGUGGGGGUGAAUUCACUGCAGAAAUACAAAUUGAGCUCCAACCAUCACUUCUCUCUGCAUGUACAAAACGGAAGAGAUGAUGCCAAGUACCCUGAGCUGGUGCUGGAGCGGGCCCUGAACAGAGAGGAGGAACCUGUCCAUCACCUUACCCUCACUGCCUCUGAUGGAGGAAAUCCGGCUGGUUCUGCCACUGUGCUAAUCCUCGUGACUGUCCUUGAUGCAAAUGACAACGUGCCAGAGUUUACUCGGUCCCAAUACAGUGUUAGUGUUCUUGAGAACGGACCAGUGAGAACAUGUCUGCUCAGGGUGAAAGCCACAGACUCCGAAGAGGGAAUGAAUGGAGAUGUAUCUUAUUAUUUCAGGAAAAUUACCGAGAAAAUCUCACAACUAUUCGAACUGAAUGCUUUAACUGGGGAUGUAACAGUAUUGGAAAAUCUAGAUUAUGAGGAGUGCAAUUUCUAUGAGAUAGAUAUUGAAGCCCGAGAUGGGACUCUGGCCGGAGUCAAGGUUCUGAUCAAAAUACUGGAUGUGAAUGACAACGCUUGCGAUGUCACCAUCACUUCCGUUACCAGCUCAAUCUCCGAAAAUUCUUCUGCAGGGUCGGUGAUUGCCCUUUCCAAUGUGCACGACAGAGAUUCUGGGGACAAUGGCCAGGUCACAUGCUCCAUCCCAGAACAUCUGCCUUUCAAACUUGAAAAGUCCCAUGGGAAUUAUUAUAGUUUUAUGACCGACAAUGCUCUGGAUCGGGAGCAAGUCUCCAUAUACAACAUCACAGUGACAGCUACAGAUGGAUGGAACCCGCCUCUGUCCACUGACACUUACUUCUCCUUGCACAUAGAAGACACCAAUGACAACCCCCCAGUUUUUGUCCAGACAUCCUACUCAGCCUAUGUCACGGAGAACAAUCCCAGAGGUACUUCCAUUUACUCUCUUUCUGCUCAUGAUCAUAUCGGGGAGAAUGGACACAUCACUUAUUCCAUUACAGAUGACUCGGUAUACUGUGUACCUCUCUCCUCCUAUGUUUCCAUUAACUCUGAAACUGGCGUCCUCUAUGCUCUGAGCUCCUUGGACUAUGAACAGUUCCAAGAACGGAAGCUAAGAGUGACAGCCAGGGAUUCUGGGGACCCUCCUCUCAGCACCAACGUUUCCCUGACUCUGCUCAUCUUGGAUCAGAAUGACAAUGCCCCAGAAAUCCUGUACCCAGCCUUCCCCACAGAUGGCUCCACUGGAGUGGAGCUGGCACCCCGCUCUGCAGAACCAGGCUCCCUGGUAACCAGGAUGGUGGCAGUGGAUGCAGACCCUGGCCAGAAUGCCUGGCUGUCCUACCUCCUGCUCAAGGCCACAGAACCUGGACUCUUCUUCGUGGGCCUGCACUCGGGGGAGAUCAGGACUGUGCGGGCAUUCCUGGACAAAGAUGCCCUCAAACAGAAUUUCACAGUGGCAGUGACAGAUAAUGGGGAGCCCCCUCUCUCUGCCACUGUUAGUAUCACCAUAGCUGUGGCUGACAGCAUCCCCGAGAUCCUCUCUGAACUCAGCAUCCCGAGGCUCCAGAUGACCUUAAAGGCUCCAGAUGACCUUAAAGACUCCAGCCUCACACUCUACCUCGUCAUUGCUGUGGCUGCCAUUUCCUGUUUGUUCUUCACCUUCAUUGUCAUUUUACUGGCGCUCAGAUUACAUAGGUGGAGGACCUCGAAGCUGCUGAGUGCACCGAGAGGGCAUUUUGGAAACAUCCAUUCCUCCCAAUUUGUGGGCAUUGAUGGAGUGAGAGCGUUUCUCCAAACACAUACCCAAGAGGUUUCCUUCGCUGCUGACUCUCGGAAAAGCCAAUUGAUAUUUCUGGGACCAAUUUAUGCAGACACUUUAUCACUUCAGCAGAGCUCUGAUAAAAAGGAACCUCCAUUAAUACCCCAUGAAUCAAUUCUCUCUAAUGAGGUCCUUCUUACAGGAUCUUCCCUGAAGCACACGGAUUUACAGCCACGCUAG
This is a messenger RNA of Trichosurus vulpecula (common brushtail), 2466 nucleotides long. RefSeq names its product protocadherin gamma-A4-like. Lineage: Eukaryota; Metazoa; Chordata; Mammalia; Diprotodontia; Phalangeridae. Gene Ontology annotation, biological process: homophilic cell-cell adhesion. Gene Ontology annotation, molecular function: calcium ion binding. Gene Ontology annotation, cellular component: plasma membrane. The record is from RefSeq and is a predicted model, not a curated record.